AUGGGCCUGAGCUUGGAUAUCUGCCGCCUCGUCGGAGCAACAGCGCUCGCUCCCGACUCCAUUGUCAUCUUCUCCGUCGACCUCGAUGGUGUCCGGCGAGAGCAUAUUGACGGGGUGGACCUCCGGCGAGGACGAAGAAAGACAGGUAUGGUGUCUGAGGAAGGCCAGAUCUAUUCCAGCAAGGUGGUCGUCGGCUAUGGCGGUCGGCGGUGGACGGCGACAAGCGGAGUAAGGUGGUGUUGCUGGUGGCGGACGGCGGCGCAGCGGAUCCGGUUUUGCUGUGAUGAGCUGUGGUCGGGCUGUGGGUUGGAAUCGACGAACUGGUGGUCGGGUGGUGAUGAACUGCCGGCGGGUGUCGGGGAGAGAAAGUGCCUGGAGAGACGACAGGCUCGCGAUAAGGAUGUGUACUACGAUGUUCGCGUGAUAAAUGGCUUCUCAAACAACUCAUCUGUACCGUUGGUUGUUUGGUGCGUGUCUCGUGAGACGGGUGACAUUGGUGGAAGGGCCCUUCAAGAACGAGACGAUUACAGCUGGGAUGUCGAGCCUUCCGCCUUCUGGAGUAUUCGUGAUCAUGAGUUUGUGUGCACCGUCAAAUGGGACCGAACCAGGAAAAGUUUCAAAGCAUUUGACGGAAGUCGAGAUAGGUAUAAGUGCGGCCCACGCAGACUUUGCCUUUGGAUGGUUAAAGAGGAUGGUUUUUAUUUCAGUAAUGAUGGGGUUCAAUGGAUCAAAGAUUUUCCAUGGAUGUAA
Messenger RNA from Striga asiatica, 750 nucleotides. The record is from the annotation of a GenBank genome assembly. NCBI's taxonomy places the organism in Eukaryota, Viridiplantae, Streptophyta, Magnoliopsida, Lamiales, Orobanchaceae.